Molecule: messenger RNA, 309 nt
Organism: Ilex paraguariensis (yerba mate)
Lineage: Eukaryota; Viridiplantae; Streptophyta; Magnoliopsida; Aquifoliales; Aquifoliaceae
Source: the annotation of a GenBank genome assembly
AUGAGGAGGAGAAGGAAGAAAAGAAGGGAGGAGGAGGAGGAUGAGAGAGGAAAAACAAAAGGAAGAAGGAAAACAAGGAGGAGGAAAAGCAAAAAGAAGAAGGAAGGGGGAGAAGGAGAAAUAAGAAGAAGAAAGAAUAAGCAGGAUGACGACGACAAAAAUGAGAAGAAACAGGAGGAGAAGGAAAAGGGAGAGAGGAGAAGGAGGAGUAGAAGAAGGGAAAGAAGGGGAAAAUUGGGAGGGAAGAGAAAAUUGAUGGAGUUGGAGAAAGGAGAAGAAACUGGAAAGGAGAAAGAGGAGGAAAAUUAG